AGAUAUAGGUCAUUUCAAUGCUUGGAACUUAUACAUGUAGAUAAGUACCAAAUAUGGUUUACAUAGUCGUUUGUAUCUGUUUGAUCUCAUGGCCAUAUCUUUUGACAGCAUCAGCAUCAAAAGUAAGGCUGGUGAAUGGCCAUGGACUGCCAAACCAAGGUAGACUAGAGAUUUUCGAUAACAGACUCGGAGUUUGGGGAACAGUUUGUGACGAUUUGUUCGACAGAAACGCCGCGGGAGUGGUGUGCCAACAGUUAGGAUACAGCAGACUCAACGCGCAGGUACGAUCGCAAGCUUACUUUGGUCGCGGAUCUGGACGGAUUGCUUACGAUGACGUCAGGUGUAACGGGACAGAGACGGACUUGAGUCAAUGUCAGCACGCCCGGAUCAGCGAUUGUUCGCACUCUGAAGACGUGGGCAUCAUUUGCCAAAGCACUACAACAAACGCGAGCUGUGAUUUUGAGCAACAGUCGCAUCCAUGUCAAUGGGCAAAUAUUCACAAUGAGAAUUUUGACUGGAUACUUCACAGUGGUGCUACAGUAUCCUCCGGAACUGGCCCAGAUGUUGACCACACACUUGGAACCUCACGAGGUCACUAUGUCUAUAUUGAGACAAGUUCGCCCAGAAAGCCCGGGGAUAUUGCCCGUCUGGUCAGUCCAAGUCUGGCACCGUCAAACGCACGCUGCGUACAUUUCUGGUAUCACAUGUACGGACCAACAACAGGGACAUUAAAUGUUUUAGUUUCCACAUCAAUUGGGAACUCCACUCUGUGGAGUAUGAAAGGAAAUCAGGGGAAUGCCUGGCACCGAGCACAAGUUCCAGUGACGAGCACACGAAUAUACCACGUAGUGAUCGAGGGAAUUCGGGGGAGCAGUUACACCGGCGAUAUCGCGAUUGAUGACAUUUCCUUCACACAGUCCGCAUGUUCUGUUUAUCCACAAACUGCUGCGUCACAUCUACCCUCUUCAUCAACAGACUUCCCUGUGCGUCUGGUGGAUGGACACGGAAGUGCAAGUCAAGGAAGAGUGGAGGUUUUCUACAAUGGCUCAUGGGGGACGGUCUGUGACGACAAUUUUAACCAGAGCGCAGCAGCGGUUGUUUGUUCCCACCUCGGAUAUGAAAGCUCCACCGCUCAAGUAAAUAAAAACAGUUUCGGAUCCGGUACUGGUGCCAUUAUUCUGGAUAAUGUCGUCUGCAAUGGUCACGAGACAGGAUUAGAUAAGUGUCGACACAGUCCACCAGGGGUCACUAACUGCGCUCAUACUGAAGAUGUUGGGGUGGUUUGCAGUGCUGAUUGCAUGCACGUCAAAGCUGACAUCGUGUUUAUGCUGGACUCUUCAAGUUCCGAAGGAGCAACAAAUUUCCAAAAGCAGAGGGAUUUUGUGGCGUCCUUUGUACGCUCGUUAACCAUAGGACCCUCAAACGUCCAAGUAGGAGUAGUAACGUUCUCAACCACUGCAAAGGUGAAUUUCGAUCUGAACGACCACACAACAAAGCCAAGUGUCCUUUCGGCUAUAAAUCAAAUCUCCUACAUACAAGGAUCAACCCACACUGACCUGGGAUUAAACCUCGUCUGGACCAGAAUAUUUGGUCAACUCGGAGAUCGAGCUGAUGCCCAGAAUAUCCUAUAUAUCUUAACUGACGGACAGUCCAGUAGCCCAUCGGCCACCACAGUGCAGGCAGACUUGGUUCGUAAUCACAAUAUCAAGACUUACGCAAUAGGAAUCGGAGCCACAGUAAGGAGGAAUGAGCUGAACAGCAUCGCCAUGACAAGUAACUACGUCAUUCAAGUAUCAGACUUCUCAAACCUACAGUCCAUUGCUGCCAAACUGAAAGAUGACCUCUGCUCAGACACCCCUGUAACAACGAUUUCACCUACAUUGAACUGCAAAGGAAAAACCUGCCAAGGCUACAAUAAUACUUGCGUUCUUCACGACUAUGGGAAAAACGGAUCAUUAACAAGCGAAUGUCAUCAUGAAUGUCAUUUCUAUAUGGCAGUUCAAUACACUCCCUGUAGAUCUUGGCCCAGCCAGUCGUGUUGUUGUAGAACACAGCAGUGCAUCGAUUCUAUGCAAGUUACCACACCCCUAACUACUGCUACUACCACACCCACAACGACGACGACGACGGAGGCACCAUGUCGAGACCAUGGUCCUGCUGGGUACUGUGCCAAUUCAAAGGAGACAAUCUGUAACCCCACGGAUGAGAGAGGGUGGGAGUACGCCCAACAUAUGUGUCCAGUCACCUGUAACCUCUGUAAGGACCACUUAAGACUGGACUGUGAAGACAACGACCAAAACGGAAUAUGUAACCUGAACAGAGACACAAUAUGUAACGCCGCCAAUCCAGAGGGAAGGGAAUUCGCUAUCAACGCAUGCGCAAAAACAUGCAACAUGUGCAGUGAAUACUAUGCUAUCUACAAUGAAAAGCAUGAAUUCACAACUAAAACAACUUCAACCACAACUACCACAACACCAACAACUACCACAACAACAACACCAACAACUACCACAACACCAACAACUACCACAACACCGACAACGACGACACAGAAACCGACAACUGCUUCAACAGCAGUACCCACCACUUCCUCUCCCUCACCGACAAUGUCAACUGCCACGCCCACGACAUUAACAUCUCCGACAACCACAACAACCCCGACAACUACCACAACCACUCCGACAACUACCACAACCACUCCGACAACUACCACAACAACCACUCCGACAACCACAACAACCACUCCGACAACAACACCAGAGAUAGAAACUACGACAACUGAGGAGAACUCGGGCGUCGUCAUAAUCGGCUGAAAAUGAAUUUUUGCAGAGAUCAAAUAAAUAUGAAUUGAAAUUUAGAUUAAUUCCUAGCUGCAGUGUAGACAUAAAUAUUGCCUUUGAACUUUCAAUUUUUAGAUAGAUUUCUUUUAUCAUUUUCUUAACCAUGUACAUUUGAGACGCAUCUACAGUUAUAUUAAAUAUGAAAAUCUC
Molecule: messenger RNA, 2990 nt
Organism: Ostrea edulis (European flat oyster)
Lineage: Eukaryota; Metazoa; Mollusca; Bivalvia; Ostreida; Ostreidae
Exons: 16
Coding region: 54-2813 (919 amino acids)
Cellular component (GO): membrane
Source: RefSeq, a predicted model, not a curated record